CCACUUCAAUAUAGUUCACAAAAUUAGAAACUGCUUAAGUCGUAAUUAAUUUAUUGCUAACAUGAGCUUCAUUGCGUUGUUCUUCACAACUAUCGCUAGAUUGCUGUUGUAAACAAUCCAGUGAAGUGGCAAUCUACAUUUUGUGAAAUAGAGAAUUCAGAGAUAACAAUGUUUUGAUUUUGAUCAGUCCCAUUAGAAGUUGUUUUUAUUUUGGGGGGCUUCAUUCCAUGCUGCAGCGUCAAUGAAAUCAGUCUUGAAAGGCCCAGUACACAACUCUUUUUCGUUUACAAAUUCGGGGAGUUUACAUGACGUAGGUGUCCACACGUUCUUUGACGCAAAAAGCGGAAGUUCUGAAGACCGUGGAAGUUCAUCGACUCGUGACGGAGUGACUUGCAAAUCUCUUCCCGAAUUCGAAUGAAAAGCAGGCAGAUUCAAGUCAGUAUUCCGAUUUGUUGUCUGACGCUGUAUUGCAGUGCACUCCUUUGCAAGCGUCCACAUUGCGUUCCGAAAUCGAUGGCAUUGUGGAAUAGAAAAGACCUCGAAAUCGGGAAGAAACGGAUUUAGAAGCCUCUUCAUUACAUCUUGGUCUGCAGAUUCGACUUUGCCGUUAUAGCCGCAACUAUUGCGGUAAAAAUCAAGGAAUGUAGCAGAUAACUGUCUCGUACAAUGUAGUUAAAGGAAACAUAUACUACACCUACACCUACUGUAUGUUUUAUGUUUUCACCCGUUUGUCAUCCGCCAUCUUGAAAAUGAGCUCGCAAUCUGCCAGCGUUUGUUUUAGUUGCGCAUAUUCAAUGAGUGGUACUCGCCCCAGUGCCAUUCGUCUGUCGCGAAAUUUUGACAUGUUUUGAUACACUUCCAAAAGCAUUUUGAGCGAGUUUCACGUCAGAAAACAGCCUUGCAAAUAUGUUUGAUGUUGCUCUGAGUAAAGCUGGAGCAAGUAUCGCUCUUGCAACAUCGUUUGAUGAAAAUUAUCCGCCAGAAAACAUCAUAGACGGAAGUUUAGACACAUUCUGGCCAACAACAGGAAUGUUCCCUCAAGAAUUCAUCAUCAGCUUCACUGCAUUAAUGAGCAUAGGAAAUAUUAAAAUCUUAUCUUCAAACAUUAAAGGCCUUUGCAUAGAGAAAAGCACCAAAACAGAGCCAGUGGACUUCGAACCCCUUGUAGAUAAAGAGUAUGAACAUACAGAAGGUCAAAUGCAGAGGGAUGAGAUACAGAUUCCUGUUACAUCUGCUUCUCAUCUGAGAUUUCUGAUCAACAGUGGAUUUGACCAUUUUAUUUCAAUCCAUAACGUCAGUGUUGACGGCACAGCAGUAUUUGAUGCAAAAAGAGUUGAACAUAUAAAAUAUUCUAAUAAGCUAUAUUUUCUAUUGUCAGUUAAAGGCCUUUGCAUAGAGAAAAGCACCAAAACAGAGCCAGUGGACUUUGAACCCCUUGUAGAUAAAGAGUAUGAACAUACAGAAGGUCAAAUGCAGAGGGAUGAGAUACAGAUUCCUGUUACAUCUGCUUCUCAUCUGAGAUUUCUGAUCAAGAGUGGAUUUGACCAUUUUAUUUCAAUCCAUAACGUCAGUGUUGACGGCACAGCAGUACAUUGAACACAAGAACACAUUCAUGCAGACUAGUGAUCAAUAUUAUUUGUUGAAAUUAAGUUAUGUGUUUUAGGAAAAGACUAUCCUUGUUAUGGACUUUUGUAGAUACCGUGUAUAAAUAAUUUUCAUAAGAAAAAUUGAACAAUGAGAUCCAUUUAGCCAUAGUACUUUAGAAUCAUGUGCGUGCAAAAAGUAAAGUCUGCAUACGAGCAGAGUGGCUCAUCAGGCCGGAGCUUAUCCCAGUUUCUG
This is a messenger RNA of Orbicella faveolata, 1839 nucleotides long. Its product is annotated as intraflagellar transport protein 25 homolog. The record is from RefSeq and is a predicted model, not a curated record. Gene Ontology annotation, cellular component: intraciliary transport particle B; centrosome; cilium. Lineage: Eukaryota; Metazoa; Cnidaria; Anthozoa; Scleractinia; Merulinidae. Gene Ontology annotation, biological process: intraciliary transport; multicellular organism development.